UGAUCCCAAAGCCAAUAGCAUUUUUCUUUCAAUUUCCCCCUGCCUCUAAAGAACUUUAAGCCUUUUGACCAAACACUGAAGAGCGGUCUCCAAAAAGUUGUUUUCCUUCUCUAAAGGACUUAAUUUCUGAUGUGACAUUCACUUAUAUAUGAAAGUGCUGGACGUGAAUUUUGUAUUUCUCAGGGAGAAAGGGCAGCUACAUAAUUCCCAAUGGAGAACAACACAGAGGUGACUGAAUUCAUUCUUGUGGGGUUAACUGAUGAUCCAGAACUGCAGAUCCUACUCUUCAUAGUCUUCCUUUUCGUCUACCUCAUCACUCUGGUUGGGAACCUGGCGAUGAUUGAAUUGAUUCUAUUGGACUCCUGUCUCCACACCCCCAUGUACUUCUUCCUCAGUAACCUCUCCCUGGUGGACUUUGGUUAUUCCUCAGCUGUCACUCCCAAGGUGAUGGUGGGGUUCCUCACAGGAGACAAAUUCAUAUUAUACAAUGAUUGUGCCACACGAUUCUUCUUCUUUGUAGCCUUUAUCACUGCAGAAAGUUUCCUCCUGGCAGCAAUGGCCUAUGACUGCUAUGCAGCAGUGUGCAAACCCCUGCAUUACACCACCACCAUGACAACAAAUGUAUGUGCUUGCCUGGCCAUAGGCUCCUAUGUCUGUGGUUUCCUGAAUGCAUCCAUUCAUACUGGGAACACUUUCAGGCUCUCCUUCUGUAGAUCCAAUGUAGUUGAACACUUUUUCUGUGAUGCUCCUCCUCUCUUGGCUCUCUCAUGUUCAGACAACUACAUCAGUGAGAUGGUUAUUUUUUUUGUGGUGGGAUUCAAUGACCUCUUUUCUAUCCUGGUAAUCUUGAUCUCCUACUUAUUUAUAUUUAUCACCAUCCUGAAGAUGCGCUCAUCUGGACGCCAGAAGGCCUUUUCCACUUGUACUUCCCACCUUACUGCAGUUUCCAUCUUUUAUGGGACAGGCAUCUUUAUGUACUUACGACCUAGCUCCAGCCAUUUCAUGGGCACUGACAAAAUGGCAUCUGUGUUCUAUGCCAUAGUCAUUCCCAUGUUGAAUCCACUGAUCUACAGCCUGAGAAACAAAGAGGUUAAGAGUGCCUUUAAAAAGACUGUAGGGAAGGCAAGGGCCUCAAUAGGAUUCAUAUUUUAAUUACAAAGAAUUCAGAAUAAGAUAAUUUUUUCCACCUCAUAUUAAUCUUUGUCUACUAAGUCCAAUAUUUGGGCUUCCUCAUGGACAGUUUCUAUUGACUGUUUUCUUAAACAUAUGAAUUGGCCAUACUUUCUUCAUUCUUUAAGUGACACUUUUUUUGUUAAAAUCUGGACAUUUUAAAUAAUAAAAAAUAGCAUAUUCUAAAAAUCA
This is a messenger RNA of Symphalangus syndactylus (siamang), 1362 nucleotides long. Its product is annotated as olfactory receptor 5B12. Gene Ontology annotation, cellular component: membrane. Gene Ontology annotation, biological process: G protein-coupled receptor signaling pathway. Lineage: Eukaryota; Metazoa; Chordata; Mammalia; Primates; Hylobatidae. The record is from RefSeq and is a predicted model, not a curated record. Gene Ontology annotation, molecular function: olfactory receptor activity; G protein-coupled receptor activity.